AGGAAAAAACCCUACCCACUGAAAUUUGUUUUCCAAUUUUAUUGCAUUCGAUUGAUCGUAAUUGUAUUUGCAACUCUCCAAGAUCAAGAACUACAUCAAUCUUCUUGGAGCCUGUCCCUGAGCCAUGUUAGGCCCUUGUUUCUCCGGCCCGUUGUUCCGGCGUGCGGGCCCGGGGGCCGCGUCGAGCCUGACGUCAGCGGCAAACCGAGCAGGAAAUUCGAAUGCGAGCGCCCUUGCAGGAGCUAUCGGUACUUCUGCAAAUCACAGUUUGUUGUACUUCUCGACGCAGAAGUACUACCUCAGCUUCCAAAACCCGCACCAGCAAUCACCGGCCCGAGUUUUCAGCAGCGCUCCGCCGAGCUUGGACUUGAUCAACCAGGCUCCGCCGAAAGUGGGGAACCCUUUGCCGACGCAACCCCUGCAGAAAUCCAUGGGGCAGACGCUUCCGGCUGGUAUUUUGAAAGUCAUUUUCAAUUGCAUGUCUUUGCGGCGUGCACUAACUGUCGUUUCCCCUACUUUCAUGUGGAGCAAGACAUGAUCAUAUCCGUUUGUGGUACUAAGCAGGAUUAUGUUAGUUUUUAUCCUUUCGCAGAUGCAAAUAACUACACGUGUCAACUAUAACAGCCCCCACCGUCGGGCGCGGCGCUGCGGUGGUUGAGAAUGCGAAGGCUAUGGCGGCAACCUCAACAUCCUCGAGAACUGUGAUGAAGAUGAAGACCGCCAAAUUUAACUCGCGCAAGCACUCCCAGCAGCUAAACCAAAUCCAGAAACGCAUUGCCCAGGCGAAGAUGCGCGUUGCGUUGUUGAAGAAAAACAUCGCGACCUUGCCGACGCAUGGCGCGCUGAGGUUGGGGAAAACGAGCAAGCCAAAGCCAAGUAAGACCACUUCUACUAAGAUGGUCCAGAUGAAGAAGAAAACGACCCAGCCUAAAAUGCAAGCGAUGAAGAAGAAAACAGAGAAGAAACCAAGCAGAAGUACUAACGCGGUUAAUAUGAACCUUGGGGAUGUGAACAUGAAAUCAGUGUCCCUACGCAUCGAUCCGGUAAAGUUCGAUGUUGUUCCAAGGAAAAAAUCUUCUUCGCCGAAAAGAACCGCGAGCAAAAUGAAGGUGAUGCGCAACAAGACCUUCAAGGUGAAGGUUCCCCGCCGAACGAAAUCUUCGGUGCCGAAGAUGAGCAAAGCGCUGACGAGAAUGACCACCACGAAGAUGAAAACAAAUCAGCAGUUGAAAAAGCAAAAAUCUCCAACCACCUCGCAGAUCCAGCGUCUGAAUUCAAUGGUGCGGCAGAUCGCGACUAAGAACCGGCACAUGCAGUGGCAAGCGGUGCAGUUGAUCCAGCAAGCGGUGAGGGAGCAGCAGAAACACUCCAAGGAAUUUCAGCGAAUUAAGUCGACCAUCAAGGAGAAUGAGAACAUUGCGAGCAAGGCGCCGCAGAGAAUUGCCAUCGGUAAGCCGGUGACCACCCGGGAGCUGCAGAAGUUGAAGGAGCGGGCGUCUAUGCGAAAGUUGAACAGUUUGGUGAACCGAAUUGAGAAACAGGCGGCGAAAAGUGGACAAACCGGGAAGAAAAAGAUCGACGAGCUGGUGCGAGAGAUAAAACGGCUGAACAAGGAGAAGGAAAGGAAUUCGGUGCUCAUGCGCCGGGCAAAAUCUAAGAAUUCUCCUGGAACUGCGCGGAACAAGAAGUUCAACGUGGUAAUGGCGCAGAUCAACCCACCUUUACCAGAACCACGGAGCAGUAUUUCCUCGUUGUCGAACAACACGACAGGACAGCAGACCACUUCCUCGGUUUUCCUCAACAUGAAGACGAAUGAGCAGCAGAGAUUGGACGAAUUGGUGCGGAAAAUCGCGGAAAAGGCGAAUAAAACCCGGCUCAACAUGAAGACGAAUGAGCAGCAGCGAUUGGACGAAUUGGUGCGGAAAAUCGCUGAAAAGGCGAAAACCCGGGCCGAUAAAAAGACAAUCGACCAGCUGGUCGAGCGGAUUGAGUCGAAAAUGAAGAAGAUGGGAGCUGGUGGUGGUCGUGGUGGGAGCAGAGGACGCGGCCAUCAGGUUGGUCCGAGGAAAGUUGCUCGAAGCAAAACGUUCACCACGAAAAAGCGAACUGCGGGAGGAGCACGACCAGGUGGCAAAAAUAUGAAGAUGAAAAUCACAAAAAUGGCAAGCAAAAUGAAGAAAAUGGCAGCAGCAGCGAAAACGAAAAGUCGUGGCCGGUUGAGCAGCAAGAGAACAUCAAGCAGUCUGGCUGGCAAGAAGGUGGUCGGUGUCGGCAACACUUCGAUCGACCUGCUCGUGCGCAGAAUUGCAGCGAAGAUGAAGGGUGAAGCGAAAAUGGGGACAACAAAACGAACAACGAUGUCGAAGAUGAAGCAAAAUUUUUCCAAGGCGAGCAUUGACCAGCUUGUGCGUAGGAUCGCGGCCAAGCGGAAGAUGAUGCAGACGAAGAUGAAAACGCCGAAGAAAUCCGCUGCUGGGAAACAAUCGAAAGGUGGAAAAAAGCUUUCCCUCAACAACCAAAAGAGACUUGACAUGUUGGUUCGCAGGAUCGCGGCACAGAACAAGAAGAUGCAAAAUAAAGGCCGGAAAAAGACACAACAGAUUUCGCUGAGAAACCAAAAACGACUCGACAUGUUGGUGCGCAGGAUCGCGGCACAGAGCAGGAAAAUGAAAAAACUUCCAGCCGGAAAGAAGCUUUCCAUCAACAACCAAAAGAGACUUGACAUGUUGGUGCGCAGGAUCGCGCGGCAGAAGAAGAUGCAGAAGGCCGGCGGUACCCGUGGAAACAAGAAACUCUCUGUGCGGAACCAGCAAAGAAUCGACAUGUUGGUACGGAGAAUUGCGGCGAAGAAAAAGAUGAUGCAGAGCAACAACCAGGGAAGAAGACCAUCGACAUCAAAGUCCACCGGGGGAAGCAAAAGCCAGAAGCUUUCCAUCAGAAACCAAAAGCGGCUUGACAUGCUGGUCCGCCGAAUCGCAGCGCACAAGAAGAUGCAGAAGGGCAAAAUGGCAAAAUCCCAAAAAGCAGCCAUCGACCGACUGGUGAAGAGGAUCGCUGCGAGAAGGAUGCAGACGAUGAAGAUGCAGCGAUCGCCGACAUCAUCAUCAAGCACCAAGAUGAUGAAACUCAAGCUCCCGCAAAACCAGCAGAAGUCUCUGGACGCUCUCGUGCGGCGCAUCGCUGCGAAAAGGAUGAUGACGAAGAAGAAGCACCGGUAUCAAGUCAGGGGAAAAUUGAUGAAGAUGCGGAACAAACAGCAAGGUGUCAACUUCGCUGUGGCUUUGCGACACAAAUUGUUAAAGGAGCGCCUCAACGCGGUCAAACAGCGCAUCCGCAUUCUGCAGCGGCGGAGAGGACAAGCCGGUGGAAUUUCUGCAGCUACAAGGAAAACCGUUAUGAUGGGCAAGAUGAGGAAGAUGAUGCGGAUGAAAAAGGCGAUGAGAAUGCGCGCCGCAUCAAAGGCUGUCUCUCGUCCAGGCACCGCUCGUCCAAGAAAAAUGGCCCGCAAAAUGAAGAUGAUGUCUACUUCCCGUCCGAUGAAGAUGAUGUCAUCCUCCAGGAUGAAGAUGAUGAAGAUGAAGAUGCAAAAGCCGAUGAAAAUGGGCAGCCAAAGUGGACGCAGUUUCAUGGCGAUGAAGAAAAGCAUGAAAACAACGAUGGGCCGGAAAACAAAAAUGGCAAAGCCGACUUCUAUGAAGAUGAGAAUGAAGAUGAUGAAGAAGAUGCAGGCCCGUACUGCUGCAUCAACUUCUUCCAUGAAGACGAUGAAAAUGCGCAGGAGCAUGCCGAUGAAGAAGAUGCUGCGCAAGUCCGUGAUGAAGAUGAAAACAGCAGCACCAGCUCCGUCGACCGGUCGAUACACAAAAAUGCGCCAUAAUUCUUGUAUGAUGUCCAUGAAGAUGUUGCGCAAGAUAAACAUGGGUAAAAUGAAAAUGAUGAAGAAGGAGCCCAGCCCGAUGGCGAAGAAGCUUCGAAUGAUGGCUGCCCGACCGCGAAAAAUGGUGAUGAAGAUGAAGAUGAGCAACAAAGCCACCGCCGCGCACCGCAAGCGCAGCAAGGUGUUCAGGCAGCAGCUCCAGCAGCUCGCGCGGACGAAAAAGUUGCUGAAGCACCGUCUGCGACAGAAAGUUAAAGUUUUGUCCAGAAUGCCCGUGUCGAAUAAAGCUUCUUCUUCAAACACCUUGCCACCCAACUUGCGGAAGCGCGUUUCCACCGCCUAUCGGAAGGUGUCGGCGUUGAAGAAACAGCUCCGCAAGAAACACGCACUGACCGCGAAGAAGGAAAGGUCGUUGCUGAAGAAGCAAAAGCAAAUGCUUCUGAAGGAGCAGCAACGGCAGAAGAUGCGCGCGGCCGCACGAGCGAAGAAGGCGAAGCUCGAGCGCAGGAAAAUGAUGAAAAUGAUGUCGAGCAAAAUGAUGUCUUCGAGGAGAACAACUUCGACUUCCAAAAUGUCUGCAGCUUCUAGAAGACGAAUGAACUCACCGCGGCGCAUGAAAAUGAUGUCUUCUCGUGCUGCAGCCCCGAAAAUGAUGCGGAAACGAAUGAUGAUGAAAAAGAUGGCAGCUGUCGGGCGUUCCGCGCCGCGCCCCAAUCUGCGGCCCUUGCAAAGCGGGCAGCGUGGUGUUUUGGUCCAAACCCUGGUCACGCCGCUUUCCGCUUCCCGUGCGGGAGGUUUGCUAGUUCGAAACCGGGUGGCUCGGCGCGUUGGAAACUCUUCCAGUCGGAACACGACCAGAAGACGCAGGUUCUUCAGCACCAGGUCCUCGUCUAGUACUGGCGAAGGCGACUCUACGUCUUCGAAGAAAAUGAUGGCCGCGAAGAUGAGCAAAUCGUCGAUGAAAAAAAAGAUGAAAAUGAAGAUGAUGAAAGCCCCGUCGGCUAUGAAAAUGAAAAAAAAGAUGAUGCGCAAGAGGCGCCGUCGCGACCGGUAUCUGGAAAUGGAAGACGAUGACGACGACAUGUUAACCACAGCCGGCAUUAUGGCGGUUGCGGCCUCCAAGAAUAAAGGUGGAAACGGGGCGCGCGGCAAGGGAGGUAGAGGAGGUGGCAUCGACUACGACGAGAGUGACAACUCGUCCGGAGAGUAGAGGAGUGGAAAACGCUUUUUGUUUUUGGAGCUGAAUGUAUGACAUCAAACCCGAAGCUUUUAGUACCAUUCGUUUUUCCACAUUAAUAUCAUCACAAGAACUACUCCUCUGUUUUUUUUUCUAUUUGCUUUUCUUUCACUGACACUGUUAUGUCGACCAACUGCUAAGCAAGCCAAGUCCAGACCAAGAUUGAAAUUGCACCGGACAACAUACAAUACUAAACAAACAUAAACAUUACAUUCCCUUAUUCCAACAAUUUUAUGGGUAGCGUGACUACCUGCACAAAAUAUUUUCAUUUUCUUGAUGCUGUUGCUGUUUUAGUUUUACUUUUUUAUUUUUUAUCAGGUAAUCACAUUCUAUUUCUAUUGCAGCAAUUGCAUUAAUUAAUCACCCGCUUAGUAUUUGUUGAUGAAUUAUGAUUAGUAUCAAACCUCCCCGACUCCUAGAUCUGACAAGACAUCUGAUGCAUCACGUGCGAGCAGUUCAUGGCUACUUCUCGAUUUGGAAGGCUGACAAAUUUUUCACGCUCCGCCGUUUCUGUAUGCUGUAGAAAAAAAAGUACUGUGGUUCUCUUCUUCUAACAGAAACUCGACAGUGAGGCUGUCGUUGCUCCUGUAUGUAUUGUCUACCGGCCUUGCGACACGCAUCAAAGUUGUCGUGUCUGUUAGUUAGUACUCCAAUUUUCAUCCUAAUUUACGAUGAAGAUCGGUAUCGUACUAUGCGUGACCCUCUACUUUGGUUGGCCG
Amoebophrya sp. A120 is the source of this 5833-nucleotide messenger RNA. The record is from the annotation of a GenBank genome assembly. NCBI's taxonomy places the organism in Eukaryota, Dinophyceae, Syndiniales, Amoebophryaceae.